Molecule: messenger RNA, 1206 nt
Organism: Penicillium subrubescens
Lineage: Eukaryota; Fungi; Ascomycota; Eurotiomycetes; Eurotiales; Aspergillaceae
Product: Aldolase-type TIM barrel
Exons: 3
Coding region: 1-1206 (401 amino acids)
Molecular function (GO): oxidoreductase activity; FMN binding
Source: RefSeq, a predicted model, not a curated record
AUGGUCGGAAUACCCAACGCAGACGAACACCCAUCCCGGGCCAACAAGUCCCACAACAAAGAGCUACUCUCAAUGCAGUCACUGCAAAACCUCGAUGAGUUGGAAUCCCUCGCUACAAGAAACCUAAGCAAAAAAGCUUGGUCCUUCAACUACGCGGCCGCUGGCGAUUCGAUCUCCAAAGGACUGGACCAAGAGGUCUACCGAUCAAUCCUUCUGCGGCCACGCAUCCUCGUCAAUGUCAAAGAAUGUGACCUGUCGACGACAAUCAUCGGCCACAGAGUCGGACUACCCAUUUUUGUCUCGCCCAUGGCAAUGGCCCGGUUAGCGCACCCAACAGGCGAAGCUGGCAUUUCGGCCGCUUGUGGAGUGUUUGGAGCCAUGCAUAUUAUCUCAAAUAAUGCGUCGAUGAGUCCCGAGGAGAUUGUCGCGGGAGCCACGCCUGAUCAGGUCUUUGGGUUCCAGCUUUAUAUUCAGACGGAUCGGACAGAGAGCGAGGAUGUCCUGGCGAGGAUCAACAAGCUACCGGCGAUCAAGUGCAUUGUCCUUACCGUUGACGAGCCCGUCCCAGGGAAGCACGAGCUCGGACCGAAAGGGUUUGAACCAUACAACGAUAUGCAGACCGAGAUUCUCAGCCCACCAGAAGAAUCAUCCCCGCCAAGCACAGACGUUAGAGUGGCCAUCCCAUCGGUCUCCGGGCCAGCGUCUGAUGCCGAAUGGGAGACUACGCUACAAUGGCUCACGAAACACACCUCGCUACCGAUAAUCAUAAAAGGCAUUCAGACUCACGAGGAUGCUCAGAUUGCCGCGACAUACGCUCCGCGCGUAAAAGGCAUUAUCCUGUCCAACCACGGGGGACGUGUCCUUGAUACUGCACCGCCAGCUAUCCACACCCUCCUCGAAAUUCGCAAAUACUGCCCCGAGGUUCGAGAGAAGCUGGAUGUCAUGGUCGAUGGGGGUAUUAGACGUGGGACAGAUGUUGUGAAAGCGUUAUGCCUGGGUGCGAGGGCAGUGGGUAUUGGGCGAGCAGUGUUCUGGGGCCUUGGCGCCGGUGGUAUUGCUGGGGUUGAGAGGGCGUUGCAGAUUCUUGCAGAAGAGACGAGGAGCUGUAUGCAAUUGUUAGGCGUGAGGAGAGUCGCGGAUCUGGGCAUGCACCACGUUAAUGCGAGAACCGUAGAACAGCAGAUUUACAACGGGAAUUUGAUUUGA